AUUAUUUUAGCGAAAAUAAUUAUAUUCACUGUUUCAUCCUAAAAUUAUGUUAAUUAUUAUGUGUUGCGAACAUUGAAACAAAGUGAAAAUUAUAAAGAUGACUAAAACAGCUCAAGAAUUUAUUCAAAGCUCAUUUUCUCCUUUAAUUGCAACAUUAUGUAGCCAAAAAGUAGAAAAUAUUGUUUCCAAAAAUAAUUUGACACUUCCAGAGCUAUUACAACCAUUUACGUCGAUGGACUGGGAAGGGCAAUUUAGGGAACCAGGUGGAAGUGUUUGUACUAUUAAAAAUUUUAAUCUUAUAAUAAGAGAUGUGAAUUGGAAACCACUUCAGCCGACUGAAGCCAGAAGACAACUGAACAAUGCAGUCUUACACAACUAUGAUGACAAAACAGUUCCCCUUAAUAUUGAUGGACAUCAUUUUGAUAUACCCCAUGCAACACCUUGGUUUGAUGCUUGGAGAGAGACUUAUCUAGAAGUACAGUUUCCCUCUGACCAUGAAUUUACUAAUCAUUAUCUGGGUUGUAUUAUUGUGGCAACUACUCUCGAUGAUGAUAUAAUUGACACAUACAAUUCCUUAAAUCAACAGUAUGCAAAUUUACAGAAUGUUGCUCCACCUAAAUUGCCUAAAUGGUUUAAUAACUCAGUUCUUAAGUCAUAUCUUCUUUUACAUGAUGUCUCUUCUGUUCCUAAAGAGAGAGCUGAUAAGACAUUUGAAACAUUAAAGCAAACAUUUGGGGCUACAAACUGCUUUAUGUUGUCAAUAAACUCUAAAAAUCCUGUAGAUUCAAAACUAUCAAGUGAUUAUUGGAGUCAUUACCUCAAAAGACCUUCAGAUGUUAUGAGUGACUCCUUAUCAGUAUCAGGUCAAUCAAUGACACCUGUUGAGACUCAAGCAUCAUUUCAACCUGUCAAUAUCUCAACUCCAGAAGAAAGACAGAGCACUAACACAGAAGGCCUUCAUCCCCUCACUACUGACAAUGAUGUAUAUGAUAAUGCAAAUAGUUUACAGCCUUGUUCAUUUUCUGGAAGUUCUGAAAGUGUUAAUGUAACUGGAAAACCAUUAGAGAGUUUAACUGAAAUUCACGGAGCAGCAUUAAAUGACAAUGAUAUAGAAUCUAUAAAAAGCUUUUUGCAAGAGUAUUCAGCAAAGGCUUUAAUUCCACAUUUAGAAAAGCAAAUAGCCCAAUUAACUGAAGUGGUUGCUAAUAAAAAAGGUGUGAGUAGAUCUCUGCUCUCAGCCACAAAGAGAUGGUUUACUACUGGGAAAGCAGGCAACAUGGCUAUUAACAAUGCUGUUAUAUAUUCCACUGAUUGCCCUGAACUGCAGCUACGACGCCUUGGUGAUCUUUGGUUUCUUUGUGGCCAAUGGCAACGUGCGUUCGACGCGUAUCAUACGGCAAAAAGAGAGUUUUAUGCUGACAGUGCGUGGCUUUGCUAUGCAGGUGCUCUAGAAAUGGCGGCUAUUAGCGCCUUUAUGGCAGGCGAAGCAAAUCGCAAAACUUUCGGUUAUAUGGAGGAGAGUAUUGUCACAUAUCUUAAUACAUGCAGAAUGGUGCAAUACGCCGUAAGAGCCACAUUACUAUCCGUUCCAUGUUUAAUCAACGCCGGAUUUUUCGGCGAAGCUGCAAAGCAACUCAUACGUAUGACUUCAGAGGAUAGUGAUUUGCGUAGCGCUAUGCUUCUAGAACAGGCGGCCUUGUGUUUCCUCAAAGGACCGAGUAAUAAGAUAAUGUCGAGGAAAUACGCUUUCCAUAUGGUACUCGCUGGUCAUCGAUUCUCAAAGGCCGGGCAGAAAAAACACGCAUACAGAUGUUACAAACAAGCUUAUCAGGUGUACGCGGGCAGUGGCUGGCGCCUGUCGACGGACCACGUGCAGUUCGCGCUGGGCCGGCUAGCGGGCGCGCUGCGCGCGUCGCGCGACGCCGCCGCGUGGCUCGCCGCGCCGCUCGCGCCAGACUCGCCGCAGCCGCGCGCGCAGCAGGACGCCUUCCUGCGGGAGUUCAUGCUCGCGCACCAGCAAUGGGUAGAGACGUCCGAGGAGUUCGGGUCUCGCCUGGCCGUGCCGCCCGUGCCGCUGCUGGUGGCGGAGCGCACGCGCGUGCAGUGCGUGGGGCCCGCGCCGCUGUCCGCGCCCGGCCGCGCGCCCGCCGCCGCGCCCGCCUCGCCACUCGACGCGCCGCUGUGGGCGCGCCUCGAGGAGACGCUGCUGCACGUGGCGCUCGGUGCGCCGCCCAUGAUCUUCCGCCCUUCGACCGACGUGUACACGCAGCGCACCGACGGCGAGCCCAUCGUGUCGCAAGGAGAACCGAUGCAGAUAUCAAUUACGCUACAUAAUCCACUUAAGGUUUCUCUACUACUGAAAGAUAUCGAAUUGCUAUGGCGGUUCACCCCUAGCGACGGAUUGGAGAUGCCGCAAGAGGAAGUCUUAGACAAUGAGCCGUCGUUGGCCGCGGGACGAACGUUCGAGAGCAACGUGAUUCGGGUACAGCGAAUCAAAUCGUUCUUGUUGGAAGGGGAUUGCAAGAAAUCGAUAAACUUUACGAUCACUCCCUUAAAAAUAGGGCAAUUAUCGAUUCAUGGUGUCGCCUUUAAGCUUAUAAAUGGUGAAAAUAAAGAUAGUGAAAAUGGUGUCUCAAUUUUUGGUAAAUUGGAUUUACAAGGUGACACAAAUGGCUCAGACAAACUAUUGCAUAUAACGGUUAUUCCAGAGACUCCUUGUUUGCAGAUGACGCUGUCAGAAUUUAACCCAGAUGUUAUAAGUGGAGAAAUAAUAACAGUAGACCUUGAAUUUCGAAACGUUGGUCCAGUUGAGAUGAAAAACUUAUAUGUAGCAGUCUCUCAUCCAGACUGCAUGAGUAUAUUAAGCACCGAUGCGGAUGAGGAUAGUUUCAAAGCGCUUUAUGAAGAAAAAUAUCGAGAACCGCCUAAUUUUUCAGACGAGCGCGCGGCGCGGUCGGCGGCGCGGGCCCGGGCGGCGGCGCGGCGCACGUGGCAGGUGGCGCCGCGCCUGGCGCCCGCCGCGCCCGUUCGCGCCGCGCUGCUGCUGCGGCCACACGCGCGCGCCUCGCGCCUGCUGCUGCUGGCGUACUACGAGACGGGGCAGCGCGCGCGCCCGCAUCGCCUGCUCCGCCACGUGUUCCGCUUCGACCCGGCCGAAACAGUUGAAAUUUUAGCUACGCCGAGAAGAGGCUUGAGUGUUACCGAUACCAGAGUUUUUGAGAAUAUGCACUUAUCUGUCGAAGUCAAAAAUAUAUGUAACGAAAAGGAAGACGAUAUUACUGUAGAAAUAUUAGAGGCGUCACUUUUGAGCAGACAAUGGAGGCUAACAGACCUUAUUACCACUCUGGAUUCGGACAAUGUCUUAAUUUCUCGUGAGAGAGUACACCUAAUACUAAAAAGCGCGAGAAUAUUUGAAAAGUUAGGUGAAGAUCAGGUAGAAUUUUCCUGCCUCAAAAUAGCUAAACAUCUUCCAGAAAGUCGCAUAGGCGUUAAUAAACCUCCUUACUCAAAAUUUGUGACAGAUGGAAUAUCAUCUUUGAGCGAUGGCUUUGAAUCUAUACAAAGCUCUGAAAAAAAAACUGGACUUAUACAGUCAAUGUUUAUAUUAAGGUGGAAGGCGCACAACAAAAAGACUGGCAGAACAGCUAUAGGUCAACAUUGCCUUUGGUUAGAUUGUUUCACUAAAGCAAUCUCCCAUGUAAGAGCAAAAAUGACCAUGGAUAUUUUAAAUACAAUUCAGCUUGAUGGAAUCGAAAGCCGGUCCGAUUCAAACGAAGUAAAAGAAAAAAAUAAUAUUGUUAUUUUUAGACUAGAACAUUCCAAUUACGUUGACCAUAAUUUUAUUACUAAUAAAUUAUGUAUAAUACCAGUAACCAUAAAUAUAGUAAAUUGCUAUGGAGUCCCGGUUUCGGUGUUUAUUGAUAUGUCCAAACAACAAAAUAGAGAAUCGUCUGGCGAAUUAGGUUGGACUGGUGCUCUAAACAAUGGUUUAGAUCCAGACUCCAAAGAUUUGGGCGUGAAUGUCACAUUGGAGAAAUUUGAGUCCCGGCGUGUACAGGUCCGUGCUUUAUGCGCCGCGCCUGGUACCUACCACGUGGGCUCCGCCUUCUCCGUGACAACGGCUUGUGGCGCCGACAACCGCGCCACCACACACUUUCCUAAUAGUACUUCUUUAUUAGUCGUCAAACAAAUCUAAAUAUAAUACCUGUCAUAAUUAUAUAAUCAAAUUAAUCAUGAUACAAACUAAAUUUAUCCAGGAAUAAACAGCUUA
Molecule: messenger RNA, 4270 nt
Organism: Vanessa atalanta (red admiral)
Lineage: Eukaryota; Metazoa; Arthropoda; Insecta; Lepidoptera; Nymphalidae
Gene: l(3)76BDm
Product: trafficking protein particle complex subunit 8
Exons: 19
Coding region: 98-4195 (1365 amino acids)
Biological process (GO): endoplasmic reticulum to Golgi vesicle-mediated transport; protein localization to phagophore assembly site
Cellular component (GO): phagophore assembly site; cytoplasmic vesicle; TRAPPIII protein complex
Source: RefSeq, a predicted model, not a curated record